Fopius arisanus is the source of this 914-nucleotide messenger RNA. RefSeq lists its product as uncharacterized. The record is from RefSeq and is a predicted model, not a curated record. Bases 350 to 706 code for a protein of 118 amino acids. The transcript is spliced from 4 exons. NCBI's taxonomy places the organism in Eukaryota, Metazoa, Arthropoda, Insecta, Hymenoptera, Braconidae.
UUGAAUGGAAUUCCUUGUCAAUUUGCGGGCGCCUGAAUGUCUAGUCGAUCUGCGCAUGUCUGAAAAUUCUUUUUGGAUUGUUACAUGUGAUUGUUCGGAUCGAGAUCAUAAAAGUUGGCCUUUGAAAUCGAUAAUUUUUUAUGCAGUCGUUGCAAUCACGAUUGCCCGUACGUGAAGUCUACGUCAUUUUCCACGUGACGUGAUAUAUUCAGUGGAUAAUAAUAAUAUUUCGCAAAAUCAGAAACAGACGCCAGAAUAUCUACGACUGUAGUUCACAAGGAUAGUAAAAUCGAACGAUAUUUUAAUUUCUACGAGUUUAGUAAGAAGAAUUCUGAUUUUUAAUCGCGAAAUGGAGGAAAUUGCGGCGGCACUGCGUGAACUGGUGCAGACAAAUCGACAAAUUGUGCAACAGAAUCAAUUAAUUGUGGAAAAAUUAAGUGGAAUUCAGACCGACUUGGCAAGUGAUAGAGAGGAGCGCCUCGCAAGGAAGCAAUUUAAGGCCAAGGCAUUCAGAGAAAUGGAUAUCCAGUACAUUAUGAAGCACAAGAGCGUGGGUGCUGCAAAAGCUGCUGAAAGAUUAGAGGAGCAUGGGUACGACGUUGCCAAGGCCGUCAGAAGAUGGGGAGGACACAGUGAAGUCGGAUUAGAACGUGUUCUUAUACAUUACGAAAAGAAGAAGAAUCGAGCAGCCAUUGAAAUGUGGUGAAAGUUUUUUUACACCGAGAACUUCGGAAAUUUUCAAUGUUCCAUGUGCCUCUGUAAUAUUUCAAUUUUCCAAAACUAAUUAAGAUUAACGGUCUCUAAACAAUCAUAACUAUACGCUCACUGGAUUUAGCUGCAAUAUUUUUUUAUAUCUCAAUUGAGCCGAUCAGUUCAGGGGAAAAUAAAUGUGAACACAAGUCUUCUAAUCCAUA